CUGAGGGGCGGCGGGAGCCCCGGCCUGGCAGCACGUCUUCAAGUUUCCACCCGCGCGUGGUUGUGCAACAGCCAGAGGAGCGGGAGCCGCGGGCGCCUCGGAAAACAAGCCGAGCCAUAAACAAAGCCACGUGGGCUCCGGCGGGGGGGCCGGGCUAAGAGCAGGCGGCUCUUCCGGCAACAAAGGGCUGGAGCCAGCGGCCCGGGAUAAAUACUGCGGCGGCGACCGCGGCGCAGCACUCCGGCCAGCCCCGCGCGCCCUGCGACCCUCCUCAGCGCCGCGCACUCUGCGAGCACGGACACUCGGCUCCUCAGCCCCGAGCCCUCAGCCCUCCACGCCGCUUCCCUGCAGCCGUCCCCUCCCCGGCCCCUGCACCCCGAGCACCCGCCCGGGGCGGCACUUCCCCGAGGCCGCCCAGGCGGUCCGAUCCAUCAGUCCGUGGAUCCCGUCGCGUCGCCCCCGGUGCCAUGCCAUUCCUCGGGCAGGACUGGCGGUCCCCUGGGCAGAGCUGGGUGAAGACGGCCGACGGCUGGAAGCGCUUCCUAGAUGAGAAGAGCGGCAGCUUCGUAAGCGACCUCAGCAGUUACUGCAACAAGGAAGUAUACAAUAAGGAGAAUCUUUUCAACAGCCUGAACUAUGAUGUUGCCGCCAAGAAGAGAAAGAAGGACAUGCUGAAUAGCAAAACCAAAACUCAGUAUUUCCACCAAGAAAAAUGGAUCUAUGUUCACAAAGGAAGUACUAAAGAGCGCCAUGGAUAUUGCACUUUGGGGGAAGCUUUCAACAGGCUGGACUUCUCAACUGCCAUUCUGGAUUCCAGAAGAUUUAACUACGUCGUACGGCUGUUGGAACUGAUAGCAAAGUCACAGCUCACGUCCCUGAGUGGCAUCGCCCAAAAGAACUUCAUGAACAUUUUGGAAAAAGUGGUACUGAAAGUCCUCGAAGACCAGCAAAACAUCAGACUGAUCAGGGAGCUGCUGCAGACCCUCUACACGUCCUUGUGUACGCUGGUGCAAAGAGUCGGCAAGUCUGUGCUGGUCGGGAACAUCAACAUGUGGGUAUACCGGAUGGAGACGAUCCUACACUGGCAGCAGCAGCUGAACAACGUCCAGAUUACCAGGCCUGCCUUCAAAGGCCUCACCUUCACCGACCUGCCUUUGUGCCUACAACUGAACAUCAUGCAGCGGCUGAGUGAUGGGCGUGACCUGGUCAGCCUGGGCCAGGUGGCCCCCGACCUGCACGUGCUCAGCGAGGACCGGCUGCUGUGGAAGAAACUCUGCCAGUACCACUUCUCAGAGCGGCAGAUCCGCAAGCGAUUAAUUUUGUCAGACAAAGGACAGCUGGAUUGGAAGAAGAUGUAUUUUAAACUUGUGCGAUGUUACCCACGGAAAGAGCAGUAUGGAGACACCCUUCAGCUUUGCAGACACUGUCACAUUCUUUCCUGGAAGGGCACUGACCACCCGUGCACGGCCAAUAACCCGGAGAGCUGCUCCGUUUCCCUUUCACCCCAGGACUUUAUCAACUUGUUCAAGUUCUGAAUCCCAGCAUGUGACAACACUUCCGAAGGGUUCCCCCAGCUGAUCGGAUGGCUGGGAAUAUAGAGCUUGGACACUUCAUUUGUAAAUAGUGUACAUUUGAAACGUUGGCUCAAAACUUCUGAGCUAAGUCACUGAGAGGACUUGGAAGGGGAGAGAUGCAGUUGCCGACUGGGAGUUUGAGAAUAUGGACUGCUCGUUAGAACUGGUAUGGAAAAGCAGAAAUACUGUAAAUAAACUUUUUUCCUAACUAUUUGCCGGCAAGACUGUAAGGGCAGGAAUUCAGUUGCAUCGGUGAAAAUGGAAUUCUCCUCGUGUUCACUGAAAUUUCUUGGUAGUUCCCUAGGGAUGUGGAAGAAAAGGGCAGAACUCGAAUGCAAGACAGAACACUCUGUUUACAAUGUGAAAAUUUGCUUAAAGAAAGAGAAGAUGGCGACAUACGCGAAAUCCCUGCGCUUUGGUUUCGAUUGGGGGGGGGUGUUUUAAAAAGGCAAAGGAAGCACCACCCAUCUUAAACCUGUGUGGGCAUAGGGCCUUCUCUUGCGAAUAUAUCACACAAUAGUCUACCUCGGAAAGGAGGCAGUGCUCCCUUCGACAAAGUGCAUUGUCCAGUAGGCAGUGUCCUUUUUUUCUUGGUUUUUCAUCACAUGAAAGUGGUUUCAAUAGGAAGGGAUCCUGGAGGCAAUCCUCAUCAUGUUUCAGACUUCCUUUUUAGGCGAAUAGGCACUCUUUGGAGUUGCCUCCUUUCUAGAACAACUCUACAGCACAUAUGCCUUUUUUCUUCCUUUCAUACUGUAGCUCAUUCGGGGCAGCAUAAGUCCCAGAGGAAGUCCUACCGCAGAAAAGAUAGAAUGAGUCACCCAAUAGCUGUGAAGACUUUCUUAUUCCUGUUUAACUUCUCAGCUUGUCUGGGCUUCCCAGAAUAUCUUCACGGAUAAGCGACUUAUCUGUGGACUGCUGGGAGCCAGAGUGCUGAUAAAGGCUUGUAAAACAGGUUUUACGUAUCAGUUAAAUGUUGCACUAGCUGCUGUCCCUCGUGGCAGGUGAUGAGCCGAGGAGCUUUCUUUUCUUUAUGCCCAACAUCAAAUUUUACUCAGCCUAAGCUAGGACUUCUUGAGAGGAUGACAAGAUGAAGCCUGGAGUUCUAAUCAUAGGGAACAGCAGUACUGUGAGUUCAUCCCUAAACUUGCUCCACACCCCUGGGGAUCUUGCUAGGCAAAUUUCACCAGGUAACUGUGGAAGAAAGGAAAUCUCAGGACUUCAUGAGUUCAUUGUCAAAUAUUCCUGGGAUGGGGUAGGGGAUGUUUUUGGUUUUGUUGUUUUUUUUUUACUUUUUAUAGAACUUUGCUUUUCUACAACAAUGUACAUAUUUUGGCAGUUGUAUUUGCUUUGUGCUUUUCUUCUUCUUUUGCAAAUAAAGUUGCCACCCUGCAUGCCCUUGGCAAAUAAGUGAAGCAGAAAUAGGAACUUGCUCACAUUCACGGUGAAGAACAGUGUAUCCUUAGGGGUUGAACGUCAGGGUGGACUGGGGAGGGAAAAGAUGGGUAAGCAUGUACAGAAACCAGCUGGCGAUGCACAGCCCCUUCCUGCCUUCCCUCAGGCACAGCCCCAGGACCAGCACGCUGCAGAGAAGUCAACUCUCCGCCAACCCUCCUCACUUUACAGUGUCUGUGCCUACACACCAGGGUGUCUCCAUGUUUCUUUUCACUAUCUCCACCCCCCCAUCAGAAGAAAAAAUUAAAUUGCAUUUAAAUUCUUCCCACUGAGAAGAAUUACACAUUAAAGAAUAGGAUCUUGUUGGGUAAGGUUGAGCCCAGAGCCCCUAUAAUACCUAAUGGGAUUUUUUUGCUCUCUCCUCCCCCUGAGUCAAAGUCACACUGAGAAUGCAGGGCCUAUAGAUGGUGGAAAAAAAUACUAGCACUUCUAGAAUUUCAGACAACUUCUCUCAAAGGUCUCAGCUUCCUGAAAGAUGUGGGGCAGAGCUGGGUUGAUUGUUAUGGUGAGAUCUCUGGAACCUUUGACUCUGACAUUUUUAGGGUAGGCGUUCAUGGCCUUCCACGUCUGUCCAUCAACUCGUGACCUCCACCCCUUCACGCUGAUCAGGGAGGUGGAAACUCCCAGGCACCCUCAGGUCUGCAGUCCCAGAAAUGUUGCCUGCUUUAGACCGUCAGCACAAAACUGGCAAACCAGUCUCCUUUGGACUAUCUGCAAUGCCCGCGAUUCACGUCCUACCCCAGGCAGCGAGGCGCAUCUGUGCAAGAUGACCCCUACCACAAGGGGUAGGGUGAUGGUUUUCUGAGAUGUUUCCCUUGACGGUGCCUCCGGGUUCUACCCAUCUCUGUUGGCAUUUUGGGAGGUGGUGUGUGACAGAGUCGAGGAAAAUUUUUAAGGAAAAGAGAAGAAACCAACAUUUGUGGUUCUCUUUCAUUGGCAGAUGAGACUAAGAAAGGAAAUGGCAGGUGGAGAGGGAUGGGGGAAGGAAUAGAAAUGGCCGAUCUUUGAUGCUGUGGUUUGUGUGAAGGCAAGGAGAAGAGAGCGUGUGAGAGCACCUGUGUUGGCACCACAUGGCAGCUGUUAAGCAUGGCCAGAGCCUCCUAUAUAAGUAAAGUGAGUGAAAAAGAAAAUUCUCGUUCCCUGGGCACUAAUCUUCUUUAGAAUUUCUAUUGGCAAACCCUCUGGGAACAACCUCACCUAAAAAACAAAAACAAAGAAUCCCUGUCUCAAAACUGCUGGUCUAAAAGCCAGAGGGACAGGACAAUGGAAAUUGCUGGAAGAGAUAGAAGCCUCCCCUCUUUGCUGUACCUACCUAACCACUCCCACCCCUGUAAUGUAGAAUUUGAAAUUGAUGUCAACCAUGAAGUAAUUUGGACUUCCAGAGAAGGAAGGAGGGUGCCCAGGGCAAUGUGAGUGAGCCCAAGUCCACAGGGAUGUUAGGUAUGAUCAGGUCCAGCGUAAAGGUGUAUAAGCAAGGAGCCCAGAGUGUCCUAAGAGUAAGGCACAACAUUGAGGGAAAGAAUACGUGAGUGCUCACUUCAUAGCAAGAUCCAGAAAAAAGUCCAAUGACAUCUUCAACUACAGUGCAUGAUUACUUAAUGCUAUUACUUUGAGUAGAUGGAUCAGUAGCUUGGGAAGGCGAGUGGCAAAACUACAGAGUGAAAACAUCCCCAGGGUGCCAGUCGUGAGACGGCAUUUGCUUAGUGAUGAUCACUUUUACACUGAGGUGGCCUGGAGGAGCUAUUUGAGGUGGGCUGGGCUGAUACUGCAUAACACUCAGUACAACAGUGGGCUUGGCUGGGUGAUGGAGAAGUAAGGUAACAAGCAGGUCUGAGUUACUGCCACGAUUCUCUGUGGAUUCAAAAAGCGUUUUUCAUGAGGAGCUUACAAUUUAACAGAGGCUCCUUUUUUCUGUUGUUUCUGUGUGGGAGACGAGGGAGAGCUUAGAAUUUCAUCUGUUUAAGCAAGUGGUGUGAUUUACAAGGUCAAUCAUUUCAAGACAUGUUCAACAAUAUAUCGUUUGUAGCAUUGAAUACAAUGUUUAUCAUAAAAUACGCACCUGAGUUUAUAUUUUUCUGCCAGGCUAUAGGGCAAUAAUGUUUUGCUAUGCACUCUAUUUUAUGUGUGAAUUUUUUUAACUGUAAUUUUAUGUGUGACUUUUUUUUUAACUAAACUAUAUCAACAUUUUCUAUGUGGACAUCUGGGUGUGUGUGUGUGGUUUUUUUUUUUUUUUUUUUUAAUCUGUUUCCAACUAUCUGAGUCUGUGAACCAUCCUCCUGACUGGAUGCUGGCCUAAAAUCCUAGUGUUUAAACAGACCUCAGAAACACCCCAAACCUCUAGACAAAUGCAAAGACAUGGCUCUUUGAUAUAUCUUGGGCUCUUGAUGUCUUCAGUAAACAAGAUCAUAAUUCCUUUAAACUCAACAUUUUCUUUAGAUGCUUUCUUCUCUGUUUUGUUAAAGAGAGUAAACCCUCCGUGGCUUCCCAAAGGAAGGAAACUCCCAUCCGAGACUUUAGUGCUGGAAGGGCAGUUGAAGAUGUUGAAGAUGGUGGAGUCUGGAAUUCCUUCUGCCUUUCAGCAUGAGGUAGUGGGUCCAGAAUAUUCGGGGGACAUGUCUGAGUCCAUGUGGUACUCAGUGGUAGACCUGAGUAUGAACCCGGGACUUUCU
This is a messenger RNA of Ailuropoda melanoleuca (giant panda), 5695 nucleotides long. It is a transcript of the gene FBXO32, whose product is annotated as F-box protein 32. Gene Ontology annotation, biological process: protein ubiquitination. Gene Ontology annotation, cellular component: SCF ubiquitin ligase complex; nucleus; cytoplasm. The transcript is spliced from 9 exons. Gene Ontology annotation, molecular function: protein binding. Lineage: Eukaryota; Metazoa; Chordata; Mammalia; Carnivora; Ursidae. The record is from RefSeq and is a predicted model, not a curated record. The coding region runs from base 468 to 1535 and encodes 355 amino acids.